Molecule: messenger RNA, 791 nt
Organism: Cynoglossus semilaevis (tongue sole)
Lineage: Eukaryota; Metazoa; Chordata; Actinopteri; Pleuronectiformes; Cynoglossidae
Product: extracellular matrix protein 1-like
Exons: 3
Coding region: 88-633 (181 amino acids)
Biological process (GO): signal transduction; regulation of bone mineralization
Cellular component (GO): extracellular region
Source: RefSeq, a predicted model, not a curated record
ACACACACUGUCUCUCUGCUGCCCAGAUAUAAGCAGGUUGAUGGUUUGGCUGCAAAGUUAGUUGAAAAAGAAAUCUUCAAAAUUGUCAUGACAUUGACCAUGACUUCAGCUGGAGGCCUUGUGGGAUUCUUCAUUAUUGCAAUACUUACUCUUCACAAUGCCGGUUUGGGAGACACCAAUGUCAUCUCUUUGAAUGAACCAGAUGUCCCUUUCCCACCUGCCUGUCCCACUGUUCACAACUUGGCUGCCAUUUGCCACUCGGGUCAUGGUCGACCCAGAUACCCGCCUAACUUCUUCCCAGGCUCUAGAUUCAGUCACUUUCGCCGCCGUGGAAGUGCCAUCAACCGUUUGGAGUCAUGGUUCAGUUUGUGCUGCAGUGGACAAGUGGCCCGGCAGAGUCACUUGAUACUCUGCUGCACCCGUCAAGCUUGGAAACAAGCUCUGUCUCAGUUCUGUGAUGAAGAAUAUUCCACCAUGACUCUGCCAUACGAGUGCUGUGCAGAGAGAGGAGAAGCCCGGUGGAUGUGCUUUGACAGUGAGCUGCCAAACCCAAACUACAGCGCAACACCAGACUACACGCCACCACAAGUUCCAGAUGAGCCAGGAUUUAGUUUUGAUUCAAAUGCUUGCUGAAGGAACAGCUCUUAACUCAGGCAGAAGAAACAUAACAAUCCCUGAUGAUUUUUAAUGUACCUUUUGGCAGGUUUUGUCCCAACUGUUCAUAUUAAGGCAGCACAUACAGUACAAGCUCAUUAUAUAAUCAUAAUAAAGUGUGCCAUACUUUGCAGAAA